Molecule: messenger RNA, 833 nt
Organism: Drosophila mojavensis
Lineage: Eukaryota; Metazoa; Arthropoda; Insecta; Diptera; Drosophilidae
Product: transmembrane protein 208
Exons: 4
Coding region: 103-627 (174 amino acids)
Biological process (GO): vacuolar protein processing
Cellular component (GO): intracellular membrane-bounded organelle
Source: RefSeq, a predicted model, not a curated record
AUUUCAUAACGAACGAUAUCGAUAGCAGAGUGAUAAGUUUAUGCCACGUCUUUUACGUACACUUAAUUUGUAUUAAGAAAUAGUGAAAUAGUUCAAUUAAAAAUGGCACCACAACAGAAGGGUAAGCAGGGCACCAAGGGCGCAAAACAAAUCGUCGAGGAGAACAAAACAACAUUGGCUUUCUAUAGGAACAUGGCCAUUGGAUGCGCCGUACCCGCCGUGUUGCUCAGUUUUCUGGUCUUCGAAAUCACAAAGCUGACAGUGUUCAUGCUGGCCCUAUCGCUGCUUACCCUGGGAGCCGCGUACCAGUUCAUGGCAUUUAUGUCACGGGCAAAGUACUCGGAGACCGGUGCACUUUUGGACUCUGGCAAUGACUUGAAUAUGGAAGGUGGCAUUGCAGAAAAUGUCAAGGAUCUGAUCAUACUCACCUCUGGCACGCUUCUGUUGGCUUUGAUAUCCAACUAUUUCUGGUUGGUGCUGCUGUUGGCGCCCAUACGCGCCAUUUGGAUGCUCUGGGGCAGUGUUAUACAGCCCUGGCUAUCGCAGCGCAAUGCCGCCGAGGAACAGCCCGAGGUGGAUGAGAAAAAGCAGCGUAAAUUGGAUCGUAAAAUGCGUCGCAUGAGAUAAAAUCUGUUUGAGUUAUCUACUCUCUAGUGAGGCUGCUUAGCAAGUUACAUAUACUUUUUAAAUGAGAUUUUACGCUUAGUUAACUUGGUCAUUGAGUAGAGGCCAAGGGGAAAACAAAAUGUGUGCAGGUAUUCCAAAUUUGUUUGUUUUUUUUUUUUUUUCAUUUCAUAUUAAAUCGAGACUAAAUGUCUCUAGUCAAAAGAAAA